Molecule: messenger RNA, 936 nt
Organism: Fusarium keratoplasticum
Lineage: Eukaryota; Fungi; Ascomycota; Sordariomycetes; Hypocreales; Nectriaceae
Product: Zn(2)-C6 fungal-type domain-containing protein
Exons: 3
Coding region: 52-936 (294 amino acids)
Biological process (GO): DNA-templated transcription
Cellular component (GO): nucleus
Molecular function (GO): DNA binding; zinc ion binding
Source: RefSeq, a predicted model, not a curated record
GCUGGCCGAGCCUUUCGCUUAGUUCAAGCCUUUCAUUUCCAUGAGCUUGAUAUGCCGAUCAAGAUGGAUCUCACUCCCCCGCCGGAAGUCGACGCAUUCAUCGAGAGUGAGGAGAAACGGCGCGUAUUUUGGAUGGCUUACUUCCUUGAUCACCUGUUCAGUAUGCGGAACGACUGGCCCGUUACUUUGAACGAGCAUGUGAUCUGCACUCGUCUACCGGCUCCAGAAAGUGAAUUUCAAAGCGGCCAAUUUGCCCUGGGUCGUUUCUUAUCAGAAGCAAUGACCGAUUUCAGUCAGACCACAUCGUCUCCAUUCAACGAGUGUCUCAUUCUAGCCACCAUCUGCGGUCGCAGUCUGAUGAAUGAUCACCAGGACAAAGUAUCAAAAGCUUACGGUGAUCCGGGCUCAGAAUUGGAGCUGCAACGCCAAUGGCUGGAUCAUAUUCUCACGACCAGGCUUGAAGCAUUAUCUGACCGUUACCCAUCUCCUACUGAGGCACACGAUCCUCUCCUAUUGUUUGCCAACAUCCUCGGCCAGACCACGGUUGUGUACCACUGCAAGGGUAUCAUCGAGUCCACGGCCAACUCCUCGACCUUGGAAAAUUCUAAUUCCGAGUAUCUCGAGAUCCAGAGUCGCGCUGUAGCUGCCAUCAAAGACAUCGUCAGCCUUGCAAAAGCCAUGAGCGAAUUACAUUUCUCCAAGAUUCACCCAUUAAUGCCAAUUCCAUUAUUCAUCUGCGCUGAGUUUCUUUACGACCAUUCUUCCAAACAAGAGGCUUUUCAGCCAUAUCUGCAAGAGUUGGUUUCCAUCUUCUAUGGGCUCACGAAUGUGAACAACCAUGAGCAGACCUACGUGGACUUAUUACCUCGGUCAUGCAUCUCCAAAACGAAAGAGCUGCUCAAGCAUGGCAUUGGAGCUAGUACAGUUGAGGCAUAA